Molecule: messenger RNA, 8713 nt
Organism: Puntigrus tetrazona (Sumatra barb)
Lineage: Eukaryota; Metazoa; Chordata; Actinopteri; Cypriniformes; Cyprinidae
Gene: ago3a
Product: protein argonaute-3
Exons: 19
Coding region: 698-3328 (876 amino acids)
Biological process (GO): regulation of stem cell proliferation; regulatory ncRNA-mediated gene silencing
Molecular function (GO): protein binding; RNA binding
Source: RefSeq, a predicted model, not a curated record
CCAAUCAGCGCGCGGCUCUCGCGGCAGGUCCGUGCGUCGCGCUCGCGGAGGAUCAGACGCUCCAUAUUUAGCCGAAGCGAGUCUCGCGGAGGCUCUGUCAGAGAAACCCUGCGAGGGAGUCCAGCUCCCAACUUAUCCCGUGUCACCGCCGGCGCAAAACGUCGGGAACACGCGCCGUCGACGAGCCUCGAGCUUCGAGGACGGGAUUCAUGGAGGAUCGGGGACUUUCGCGGAUUUUUCCCCUCACAGAUGGGAACGUAGCUUAGCUGGUUAGCCUGGCCGCUAGCAGUAGCAGGCUAGCUGUGUCGAAGAGCGGAGGCGACAUAAGUUGACUUUUACUCGCCGUAACGUCAUAACACCUCAACAACCCGCCUCGGUCUUUCCAAAGACGCGUUUCUGAAGGCGUCGCCGUCACAGAAACAGCGUUUCGGGACUGUAUUCAGGGGAACUUCUCGUCUUAGCUGGCUGGCUAGCUGGCCGUCACGUCAAUCUGUCAACCGAACCAGAAAUCCAGACCGGAUAGUUCGCGCACGGAGGCACCGAACCUCCCCCUCUGCUCUGAUACACGAGCUUCUGGGACGCUGGAUUAGGAGCCCGUGAACCGGGAGGAGACGCUCGCGUUGGGUUAACGGAACCGCAGAGUUUCUGAAGUUCGUCUACUGCGAGCCGGGGACGGAACCGGACAGAGACCUCAUGAAUGGAAAUCGGAACUACAGGAGCCGUUGGGGCCCAGGCCCUGUUCUCCGUGCCACGGAGGCCCGGCUAUGGCACCGUGGGGAAACCCAUCAAGCUGCUGGCCAACUGCUUCCAGGUGGAGAUCCCCAAGAUGGACGUCUACCUGUAUGAGGUGGACAUCAAGCCUGAGAAGUGUCCACGCCGCGUGAACAGGGAGGUUGUGGACUCCAUGGUGCAGCACUUUAAAGUCACCAUCUUUGGGGAUCGAAGGCCAGUUUAUGAUGGGAAGAAGAGCCUCUACACCGCCAACCCACUGCCUGUGGCGCCUGCGGGGGUGGAUCUGGACGUUACGCUGCCAGGGAAGGGGGGUAAAGACCGACCCUUUAAAGUCAGUAUUAAAUUCGUGUCCCUGGUGAGCUGGCACCUGUUGCACGAGGUACUCACCGGUCGCAGUAUGCCAGAGCCGCUGGAGCUGGACAAGCCAAUCAGCACCAACCCGGUUCACGCUGUGGACGUGGUUCUACGCCAUCUCCCCUCCAUGAAGUACACUCCCGUGGGCCGCUCGUUCUUCUCCGCCCCGGAGGGCUACGACCAUCCUCUGGGUGGAGGAAGAGAGGUCUGGUUCGGCUUCCACCAGUCUGUUCGUCCGGCCAUGUGGAAGAUGAUGCUCAACAUCGACGUGUCAGCCACGGCUUUCUACAAAGCACAGCCAGUUAUUCAGUUCAUGUGUGAGGUACUGGACAUCCACAACAUCGACGAGCAGCCUCGUCCCCUCACCGACUCCCACCGAGUCAAAUUCACCAAAGAAAUCAAAGGUCUGAAGGUGGAGGUGACACACUGCGGAACCAUGCGGAGGAAGUACCGGGUCUGCAAUGUGACCCGCCGCCCCGCCAGCCACCAAACGUUCCCUUUGCAGUUGGAGAACGGCCAAACUGUAGAACGAACAGUAGCUCAGUAUUUCAGAGAGAAGUACAACCUGCAGCUCAAAUACCCCCACCUGCCCUGCCUGCAGGUGGGCCAGGAGCAGAAACACACCUACCUGCCCCUGGAGGUGUGCAAUAUCGUAGCAGGGCAGCGGUGCAUCAAGAAACUGACAGAUAAUCAGACCUCCACCAUGAUCAAAGCCACAGCUCGAUCGGCACCAGACAGACAGGAGGAGAUCAGCAGACUGGUGCGCAGCGCUAACUACGAAGCAGACCCGUUUGUGCAGGAGUUCCAGUUCAAGGUGCGAGACGAGAUGGCCCACGUGACGGGGCGCGUGUUGCCUGCGCCCAUGCUGCAGUACGGGGGCAGGGUGAGCACAGAGCACUUUAUGCAGAUCAACCGUGAGCUGUCGUUACAGAACCGCACUGUAGCCACACCCAGCCAUGGAGUUUGGGACAUGAGAGGGAAACAGUUUCACACCGGCGUGGAGAUCAAGAUGUGGGCCAUCGCCUGCUUCGCCACACAGAGACAGUGCAGAGAAGAGAUCCUCAAGGGUUUCACGGACCAGCUGCGUAAGAUCUCGAAGGACGCUGGGAUGCCGAUCCAGGGUCAGCCGUGUUUCUGUAAGUACGCACAGGGAGCAGACAGCGUGGAGCCCAUGUUCAGACACCUGAAGAACACCUACUCCGGCCUGCAGCUCAUCAUCGUCAUCCUGCCCGGAAAAACACCCGUCUACGCCGAGGUGAAGCGCGUGGGAGACACUCUUCUAGGGAUGGCCACUCAGUGUGUUCAGGUGAAGAACGUGGUGAAGACCUCGCCUCAGACGCUCUCCAACCUCUGCCUCAAAAUCAACGUCAAACUCGGCGGCAUCAACAACAUCCUGGUUCCGCAUCAACGGCCGUCUGUGUUUCAGCAGCCAGUCAUCUUUCUGGGGGCGGAUGUGACGCAUCCACCUGCAGGAGACGGAAAGAAACCCUCCAUUGCAGCGGUGGUGGGCAGUAUGGACGCUCAUCCCAGCAGGUAUUGCGCUACAGUACGAGUACAGCGACCCAGGCAGGAGGUGAUUCAGGACUUGGCCUCUAUGGUGCGAGAGUUACUCAUCCAGUUCUACAAGUCCACUCGCUACAAACCCACCAGAAUCAUCUUCUACAGGGACGGCGUGUCUGAAGGGCAGUUUAGACAGGUUUUGUAUUAUGAGCUGCUGGCCAUCCGAGAGGCCUGUAUCAGUCUGGAGAAGGAGUACCAGCCCGGCAUCACGUACAUAGUGGUGCAGAAACGCCAUCACACGCGCCUCUUUUGUGCCGAUCGCAACGAGAGGGUUGGUCGCAGCGGAAACAUUCCUGCUGGUACGACAGUCGACACGGAUAUCACACACCCCUACGAGUUUGACUUUUACCUCUGCAGUCAUGCUGGAAUACAGGGCACUAGCCGACCCUCUCACUACCACGUCCUUUGGGACGACAACUGCUUCACUGCUGACGAGUUCCAGCUGCUCACUUACCAGUUGUGCCACACGUAUGUGCGCUGUACCCGCUCCGUCUCCAUCCCCGCGCCAGCCUACUACGCCCACCUGGUGGCCUUCCGUGCGAGAUACCACUUGGUGGACAAAGAACACGACAGCGCCGAGGGCAGCCACGUCUCCGGGCAGAGUAACGGCCGGGAUCCCCAGGCGCUGGCCAAAGCCGUGCAGAUUCACCACGACACCCUGAGGACCAUGUACUUUGCCUAAGCCGGCUCACGUCCAUCCCACGUUCGACUAGUCACGCACACAAACCCGACAACCGCACACACACGCCGUCACGCCUCCCAAAAGCCUGUGCGUCCUGUGGGUCGAUCUCCGUGGCGACGGCCCGCCCCGACACUGUGCAGCAGGACGAGGAAGGCCUGCUUUAAUUCCACACGUGGACCUCGGCGCUAUUAUGCAAUAUUAAACCAGCCGACUGAGGCCGUUCUGUCACAUCCCCUCCAAAAACCCAAACCAAAAGGGAAGCCCGUCUGUGUCCCCUCUCCUCUUCCCGUCUGUGCGUGUCACGUUUAAUUACUUCCCCUGCCCGUCACGCCUUGUACCUCAACGUUUUCUAACAGCACUUUUUGGCCCCUCAUCGUCCUUCCCCCCCAAAAAGAGAUUGAAACGUAAGACUGAGUGCGGAAGAAAGGAAGCUUCGGGGAACGCCUGCGGAUAGCAACGUACUUUCCUCCCGUUCUCAAUUAUUUUUGUAGCCAAUGGUGACUUAACUACGUGUUAAAGUGUCAGUCGUGAAGAACCAAUUGUGCGUUAGCGUUUUAAAACAGAAAAACAAGCUUUUAUUGUUAGAGAAGUGCCAUUGCCGAGUGUAAAGCAGAAGGCUGACCGGUCGGUUUUUAUUUUUUGUUUUAAGCAAACGUACGCUCUAGCUUUCAUGUGCUUUCGAAGCCUUUUUCUCGUUUUGAAUUCCCUCCGAUAUUUAUUCGCCUCGAUCGAACGCAGCUCCUCUCCACUCGUCUCGUCCGCUUCCCUCCCGCGCUUUGCCUCGAUUUGAAUCUUUGUCACGUGACUGAUCGCGCGUAGUUUAGUGCAAUAAUCCAUAAAGCGGGAUGAGAAUACCUCCUGUGCAAAGACUGAGGGGGGUGAAAAAAAAAAGGUAUCCGAAAGCGUGCGAUGGGCAUUGCGGUCGUUUUUGUUGUUGUUUUUUGUUUUUGUUUUUUAAGACGGAGGCACUUUUCUAGUUAAUCGCAGCGUCUCCCGACGAUUGAUGGACUGUGGCGUGUUAACAAGUGCCUGCUAGAAACGCGUGAUGUUGGGAGGUACCCCGAACAAGGGCACAGUUGCGACUGCACGGCCUUAAAAAGGAAAAAAAAAAAAAUAUUUCAGCGCCUCGAUUUUUCACUGCCCUGUUUCAGAGGGUUUCGCUGCUGUUGUAUUUGUCCGAGUUUGACCGGCGGGAUCGAGAGGCUGACCGGGCCUUCGAGGAGAAGCUUUGUGCUCGUGCGCUGGAGGGCCGCUAGGGGUCAGCGUAGCGUUUUACUUGAAGGGUGCAGUGAGCGUCGGGUGCCUUACCGUCUCUCCGUGCGCAUGUCCCGCUGUUUAAAGGUGAUAAUCUGCACUAAAUAAUGCGUAAUGCAUGGUGCUAUUAGGUGCGGCCCGUGGCGACCGGCAGAGACUUCAUGCGCGAGAUGGGACACGGGAUGCAUAAACGGUGCUGGUUGCAUGCAUUUCUCUCACUCCGAGGAGAAACCUCUCAUCAGGACAGACAUUCGGUCGUUUUGUAUGCAUGUUUGUCUGUUAGGUUUGCGUUUGAUUUUACUGGGUAGGAAGGUACAGCACUAGAAAGCGGACGAUUUGAACGCGUAACUUUUUUUGGGGGUGGGGUAAAAUAACAAUUUCGGUCCCUUUGAAAUCCAGAAUGCAGUUCACGCUAUCCGGCGAACUCUAAAAUAUAAAUAACCGAGUGAAACGAACGCAGUAGGCUGUCGUGAUGGGUUUCUGUGUGUUUUUUUUGUUGUGUUUUGAAGGUACACCGUGUCUUAUGCCCGUCAAAAGCGGUUUAAGUGAGCAUCGAUACAGCAGCUACUGAAAUUGUGAGCUUUUUGUGUUUUUUUUUUUUUUUUUGUUUUACCUUCCCAAAUGAAACGGCUUAUUGGUGCUUCAGAGCCUUGGAAGUAAGCGUCUGCGUGUGGAUGCCAAACAGCUGUCCGUUUCAGAAGCAAUCUUGAUGAGGUGUCAUGCAAUUUUAUUUCUGUGUAGUUUUAAACUUCAUACAUAUACAUAUACAUACGUAUAUGUAACCCUUGCCUCUUAUUUUGGCAAGAAAUGUCUCUUUAAAGGAAUAGUUUGGUUGUAAAUGAUCAUGCAUUGUCAUUUUUACCCACAGACGUUUCAAACUUGCAUGCUAUUUUUUUUUUUUGCUGCAAAUAAGAUUUCAGUGAGUUUUAAAAACAAUGCGAGUUGUUGGUUUUUUUUUUUUUAUGCAACAAAGUGAACGGAUAUCUGUGGCUAUUAAAGUCAAGUUACGGCUCGUGAUUAAAAAUCGGUCCAUUUUUGUUUCAGCAGCUUUCGGCGAAAACAAAACAAGGGUGUGAAAACCAUUACGCUAUUUUCAUUUGCCGCCCGACGAUUCCUUUAAAGCUCAUCUUUAACUCCGGAGAUCGUAACGAGCUUCUUGUCUUGUACCCGUGGCAGCAGGUGUCGUGGGCUCGUAGCACACUUACCGAGCUCGUCGCCUGACGUGGCUUCCGUUGUUCAGAAAGAGUCGAUGUACUUUCUCCUCUCGUCUCGUCCUUUGUGUUAGAGCUUUCGGGAGGGUCUUCUUUUAGGGUCUAAAACGUAACGCGAGUUCAAAGUUCAUAGAAAGUGCCUUUCCUCAUGAUGGUGCUGAAUAAUCUGAGACUAAAGUGAGAAAUCAAAGAGCAUGUUAGUCUUACUCUUACCUUGAAGAAGGUGUUGCACACACGCAAACACACACACACACACACGUUUUUAUCUCGAUCGGGAUCGCCUCUUUGUAUAUUCAGAUAUUAUAACGACGACGAUAUAUGCCAAGUAUACGAGCAAACGGUUGAGAUGCUGUAUUAGGAGUCCGGACCAAUGCAGCGGAAGCUGUAGGUGAAUGUGCUGUGUUUAGACGGGGCAGAGUGGACGCACUCGUAUGACGCGGCCUGACCCCGGACACGAAAGCCUAGCACAGCACUUUAAAGACUGCCACCCAAACGAGGAACCGAAGCCACCGAGCUUUGCUCUCCUUUUUCCUCCCGCCCCGUAAGCCCCCGUUGUCACGCGCUCCAGCAGAAGACGGUCUCGACAUCUUCGCCCGAGGGAAGGCUAAUGGCGUUCCGAAGGUUUACGCGGAUCGAUCCCUCUCAAUGUGCAAUGGCCCGUAGAAACCCAGACGCGUACAGUACGUGUUUUGUCGCCGGAGGGGGGCGCCCGUUGGUCCGGGAGGAUAUACCUCGACGAGAGAUCUCAAAACACUGCACCUCACUUACCUUGGUAUGCUGCAUAUGUUAUUAGUGAAAGAAACCUCAAGCGGACGGAUCUCAUUGAAGAACGCGUUCGCUUUUCACCAGUUCUAUUCUGCGCGAGGAAAGUCGAGCAGCGUUGUCAAUAGCAGUUGCGUCGCUUUAUGCCCCCGGUCGUUCUGUCGCCGCUGGGAAUUACGAAACGCCUCAAAACCUGGAGGUCGACGUGUUAAAAGAGCAACCAAAAUCAAGCACGCUUCGUUUUUUCUUGCGCAAAAUACAAUCGGUAAUUGUGCCGCACUCCAACGAAGCGACUGAAAUCAUCUAGUAUAUUUUGCACGAAGAACAUAAAGCCUUUUUUGCGACUAUUUUUUGACACGGUCUCCCUCUCAAAGUUUACUCUAAUAUAUCGGCUCACGAUAGUGCUGUAUUUGUGGCGUCGCUUUCGCUUGGCGUUUAUUAGUCGAUAUCAUUCUGGCACCAUUUAGAAUAACAGAAAUGACUAAAUAAAUGCUUAAUUGUCAUGGGAAAAAAAAUGCAAUAAUUGCAUGGGCUUCGUUUCUGUCAUGCAGAAUGUAAUUUCCAGUGAACUACACACCAACAACACGAUCCAAAUGAUGGGAAAUUAUAUUUUGCAUUAAGAAAACGAAGCCUGUUUUCGGACCGCUGCGUCCUUCAGUAUAUUUUUAGGCGCCGCGACUUUAUUUUAACGACAGCUAAACGCAUCCUCCCGCUCUAAAUUCUCGUCGCGACGCCAAAAAAACUAUUUAGGGAAAGCAAUGGUCAUUAAAACGACGUCAAAAAUACUGGUCGUCAAAACAGGCUUCAUUGUCCUCAUGCAAAGUAUUUAUUAGUUUCGGAGGUGGAUGUGUUUUCUUGAGAUUCGCCCAGAUAUUAUUUUGAUUACAGUAUAACGCUUGACUAAUGCCUGACAACAAUAUCCUUAACAAUUUUAGAGUAAGAAGUCUAACUGUAAGAGAGAGAGAAAAAAAAAAAAUUGUUUUUAAAUCAUAACACGUAUCUUUUUCUUCUUUUAUUGAGCCAACUUUUAUUUUGUUGUUCUAUUUAAAUGUUUUGUUUUUUUUUUCUUUUAAUAUAUUGGAAAUAUAUAUGGGAAAUAUUUAACGGUGUAUUUAUUGAGGGAGUGCUUACGCGGCUGGAGUCUCCGCAGAGUCAUGGGGGGCGAGUUUGGGGGUCGGGGGUCAACCCUCGACGUCCACCCACACACACACACACACACACACACACGCAAGCACAAGCACAGAGCGGGCUGAAGUGUCCGAUGACGUCACUUCCUCCUCGACCUUUGACUAGUGGUCCGUCGAGGCGGUCCAGCGAAGAGGCUCGUCUCGUCUCGUCACGGGACGGAGAACCACACUGACUUUGUUAUUCCAAAAAAAAAGAAGAGAGAACAAGCCGAUCGUUUUCAUCCAGAGCUGCUAAACUCUUAGCCAUACACGUUUUUUCCCUGGAAGGAUGUGUCCGGUGCUUUACGAAGCAGAUCAUGGUAUUCGUCCUUCGUCGUUUGCUUGAGUUCAAUUGUCUUCGUGCCAGAGAGGGUCCCAUUCCACUCAGAUAUAAUAUAUAUAUAUAUAAAUAUAUGAGCCUCAGCCUUAACUGUACUCUUGUUUUUCCGAUUCGACUUGAGACGUCCGUCGUGCGUAGAGGAGCGUAUUAACCGAGGCACCUCGGUUCUCUCAUAAACCACUAGCUGUCGCGAGGCGCCGUCCGUCUUUCGAAGCGCUCCCGUCGUCGUUUUCCAGGAGGACAGAGGCAUCGAGCGCCGGGGCGAAGCCGCCGACCGAUUCGAGUCGAUUCCUAAAAAUGUUUACAAAACGGUUUACUGCAACGCAAAAGCUCCAGCAUUCCAAAAACAAAAAAAAAAAACACGGACUGUGAACCCCUCCGAUGCAAGUCUGUCCAUCCUCCGUUUCCGCUCGUCCGCGCUUGAGUUGAGCCGUAGAGACCUCUGUGGCUCUGUCCUCCCAUCUCUCUCUCUCUCCGUGUUCGCAAAGAGUCUCUCUAAUGUACCAAGGGAUGUUUCUUUUCCUUUGAAAUGUCUUUCUUUGUUUAAUAAUACUCUCUUUGUAGAUCAAUGGCCUUUUAGUGUUGCUUUGCUUCAGUUUGGAGUGUAUCUUUCACUAAUACUUGCAAUAAAAAGCUUUGCUUUUGAAACACA